AUGUUAAAGCAAGUAAAAGCAGAAAAUCUUAUUCAAGAUUUAAAGAUGAAUCAUUAUACUCAAAUUCUUUCAUCUAAUACAGAUUAUUUGGAUAAUUUUCAUGAAGCUAAUAAUUUAAGACUUAGAGAUCUUAUUAGUUCACUUAAUACAUUUUGUCUUCUCAAUGCUAUGAAGAUUAAUGAAUUUUUUAAUUUUAAUAAUGAAAAG
Cetraspora pellucida is the source of this 207-nucleotide messenger RNA. Lineage: Eukaryota; Fungi; Glomeromycota; Glomeromycetes; Diversisporales; Gigasporaceae. The record is from the annotation of a GenBank genome assembly.